UUUGGAGCAAGAUUACUCCAAUUUUUCUACUCAUUUGCAGUAUAGUUUAGUCCCUUCUUACCAUCGUUAGUUUAUGCCCAGUUUUGUGUCCUAAUUGUAACCAAUUUUAAUAUUCUGAAAGUCUGAUCGUUUUGAUUAUAAGAAAAGUACAAUUUUUGUGAGAGUGCCUACAUUCGUGAUACUUUAUUUGAGUUACCAGAAAAGCCUUCAAAAUGACCGAUAAAAUUGCAUCUAAUUUAGACACGACAAGAGAAAUUGUUGAGAAGAUUUUGGUUAAGCUCUAUAUAAAUGGAAGUAUCAAGGAUGGUCAACUAUCGAAGAAAAUUCUACAGACUAUGGCUAAUGAUUUCAUACGCUGCAAUAAUAUUGGGAAUUUCUCUUACGACGAGAUGCCUAGGGCCAUGUUGAGAUAUAAUUUUUGUUACUAUAUGAAACCAGACUUGGCUCACAAAUCUAAGUGCUUUCUUGUUAAUACUACUGAAAUUGAGAGAGUGGUUGAAAAAUAUCCCAAGGAUAAAUUGCUUAAGAUAGUUGAUGGAGAAGAUCAGAAUUAUUUAAAUGCUUGCUCUUUGGAAUAUAUGAUUACAGCUGAGCAAAAGCAAAAGAUAGGGCUUUCAGAUAGUAAUUGUUUCGUGUACAAAAAGACUUUUGACGACGACAAGAAAUUCUUGACAGGCUGCGUAAAUGAUAUCAGCAUAGAUAAAUCGAACUGCUGGUCACAAUUGAUCAAUUUGACAACGGAUUUUCAACCUAAGGAAGCAAAACUCAUUUUUAAGAUAGAAUCAAUACAGACAAUAAAGAUAGUGGUUUCUAGAGUUUUUGUAAUUCCACAUGUAGUAUCUAGUGAUAAAGAUCAUUACGUUUUGACUACUUAUGAAGAAGACUCUUGCACAAAAUUUGAUCUAUUCUACGAAAAACUGUCCAUUCUAAGUCAUCCAUAUUCAAUUUUAAUCUACUUUGAUAUUGAUUUUAAGAGUGGACUUGUAACGGAGUAUCAUUUUACGUUGAACAAAUCGUUGUGCUGUAACGAGAAUAAGUUGGAUGAAGCAAUCAAGGAGAAGAAACUAAGGUUUUUGCCGUAUCAUAUCGAUAGGAUGUUUUUGGAUCCCUUGCCCUCGUAUGAUCCUUCCAAAGAGAUGAAAAAACUGACUCAAAAAAAAUUUGCAAAGAAUAGUCUCACCGAUGAAGAAAAAUUUUUGCUGGCAAAAAUCAACGUAUUUUCUAGAAAUGGUUUAACAUCGACAAAUUAUGUUGAUUUCUGGGAAACAUUUAUUGAAAUGGAAGAUUGUGCUGCAACAGAACAAUUUGCCAGCAUUGAUAAGUUAGGUAAAAAAUUGAUUAGUCAAGAGAAAUACUACGUGUUGCAGAUCCCGAAUGUUCCAGAACAAUCGCCGGCAAUUAUGGAAGGAGGUGAAGUGAUUGUUGUACCAUCGAAUGAAGUAUCUAAAAAAAUGAUAGGACGUGUGUAUCAAGUUAGGACAAAUGAUAUUGUAUUAGACAUGGAUGGUGAUAUCUUGGAUAGAAAUACACUCUAUAACAUACAUUUCUUGCCCAAUCGAGUAACAAUUCAAUUGGAGAGAGAAGCACUCAACUAUGUGUCAAUGAAUAAAAUCUCAAAGUUCUUCUUCCCAAAAUCACUACCAACGCAUCCAAUUGAUUAUAGGGGAUUUGAGUGGAUCAAUGAGAGUGUGAAGACGAAUCCUGAGCAACAGAGUGCUAUUAUUCACAUUGUGGAAAAGACAUCAUUUCCAGCGCCUUAUAUCUUGAUGGGACCUCCAGGUACAGGAAAAACCACAACGAUUGUGGAAGCUGUUUGUCAAAUCUUAAAGAGAGAUAAAGAUGCAAAGAUUUUAAUAGCAGCAAGUUCUAACUAUGCUUGCGAUGUCCUUGCUCUUCGUCUUCUCAAAUAUUUACCUGAACAAUGCGUCUAUCGCAUGUUCGGAAAAUCAAUGGAGGCUGAAAUUCACUCAAUACAUCCACUUUUAAAAAGGAAUUCCAAUUUGUCAUCUAGACACCACUACUAUCCUUGCAUUACCCAUUUGAAAACGUAUAAUAUUAUAAUUGCUACUCUUACAGUCACUGGAAAAUUUGCUCAUGCAAAAGUAGAUUUCAAACACUUCUCUUAUGUGUUCAUUGACGAAUCUGGGAGCAGCACAGAACCUUCAACAUUUGUUCCUAUUGCUGGUGUGAUAUCAUCAGAAGGAAAAGUCUAUGGUCAAGUAAUUCUAUCUGGUGAUCCAAAACAAUUGGGGCCAGUAGUUGUUGCAGACAGGACUAAGAAUCGUUUAGGUGUCUCUCUGCUCGAGCGUUUAAUUGAUACUGGAAUUUAUAGCAGGGAUAGUGGUACUGGAAAAUACAAUUCCAGAGUAAUUACAAAACUAAUUCGGAACUUUCGUUCACAUCCAAAAAUUCUGGAAUUUCCCAAUAAUCAAUUCUAUAAUAGUGAACUGAUUGCUGAAGGUGAUUCCGAAGUUACUAGUUGGGCUUGUGAUUGGACAUACUUACCAAAUAAAUCUGUUCCGAUUUUAUUUGAGCAUGUAAUUGGACGUACAAUGCAAGAUGAUAAUUCACCAAGUCUCUACAAUCGAAGAGAAAUUGCGCGUGUUCUAUUUUACAUAGAAGAAUUACUGAAGGAUGAAAAAAUAUUUGGGAGAAAAAUCACUCAGAAAUGCAUUGGAGUAAUAUCACCUUAUAAGAAGCAAUGCCAAAAAAUAAAAUAUGCAUGUAUGUAUAGGAAAUGGGAGGAUAUUGAUGUGGGAUCCGUGGAGAAAUUUCAAGGUCAAGAAAAACCUGUGAUAAUUAUUUCAACUGUGCGAUCAUUAAUGCGUGGUCUGGGAUUCUUGAGCAAUCCCAAGCGUCUUAAUGUGGCUCUUACACGAGCACAGACUCUUCUGAUCGUUGUAGGAAAUGUGAAUACUCUGCAAAUUGAUCCUCUGUGGAGAAAAUUUAUUGAUUUCUGUGAUGAAAAUGGUUUGAUAAGACAUAUUGGCGAGGAUAAAAAGGAAUUCUCCAAGAAGAAAGAUGUACAUUUGAAGAAUGUUUCUAAAAAUGCACCAGAUGUAACAACAAAUGAUUCUGGUGAAAUUACUCCUUCUCACAGGCUUAAACUUGACAAUAGACAAAUAUCCUCUAAGAAUACAAAAUGUCUAAAUAUAACCAGUAAUCAGCCUCAUUCUGAGGAGCCACUAAAAUUACAACCGAGAAGUAAAAUUGAUCAAUUACCACGAGAUAAGAGAUGCUCCAAACCAUCAGUUAAUACUCUACAAGCCUCUUUGUCAGCUCUUUCUCUUAAUUUGCCAUAUGUUUCCACUGAAUUAUCUGGCAACCUUCGGAAUUCUCAGAGAGUUUUUAUGAUCCAAAAAGAUCAUCUUUCACAUCGCAGAGCAAGUACAUAACUACAAAAAUAUUUUACUAUGUAUUUGGUAAAGUGUUUUUUUUUACUAAGAUCCCAUGAAACUUUCACGGAGGUAAGAAAUUAAAAAAAAAAUCUUUUAUUUUUUCUUCUAAUUCUAUUUUUUUUUUAUAUUUUAGCAGAUUAUUUUAUGCGAAAUAUAGCUAUUUUGCAUUUAUUUUUAGUUAAUUAUUUACAAUUUUAAGUAACAUUUAAAGAUUUAUUGACUUUUGCAUGCUGCAACAGAGAAUCGUCCUUUGAAAUAUCUCAAAUUUCCAGUGCGCUUACAAUUCUUUUUCUACAAGUCCUCACAUGUCCAAAGGACUCAAAGACUGCUAAUUCCCAACAGAAAACGAAAUGACGAUUUUUACGACUAGCAAUCUUUCAUAAAAAACAUUUCUACACAAUAGAAUAAAUUAUCUUCAGGGUUGUGUAGUUUUGUUUCACAAACAGUGGUUAACAAAACAAUGGGACUACUCGUGCAAAACCUACUUUUUUUUAAAAAUUUUUAUUGUUUUCUUUUUUACUUUGUUGAAAUAAUUUUGAUUGAAUUCUUCGGAAGGAUGGUCAAGAUGACGCCAGGAUUGUCCUUGAAAAAUAUUAAAAAUCCACAUUUAAAUCAAAAAAAAUUGAAAAUUAAAAAAUUAGAAUAUCAAAAAAUUAGAAAUCCACAUUUAAAUCAAAAAACUUUUACUAUGCAAAUAAAGCUCUUUUCUGUAAACAAGUCACUCAUUUGAAAAGUUUUUAAUUUUAUAUUCACGACUCUUUUUGCACCGCCUGUUUUCUCCUUUGUAACAUCUGAUUGUAUCUUAUUCUCUACUUAUCUUAUGCAUAUUAAGAAAAAAAAAACAAUAAUAAUACAUUUUUUGAUAUAGUCCCAAAUUGUUGUACUCCGACAGGGGCAUGGAACUGUAUAAUAAAUAAAUAAAAAAUAAAAUAGUUUAACAGAAAAAUUACAAUUUUCCCAUUCUUGCAUUUGCAUAAACUUGUAAAAUCUAUUGUUAAGCCAUAAAAUAUCAAUUUACAUAAUUAUAUUAACAUUUAGUAUUUUUUUUGUAAUACUUUUGUAAUAAAUUUGAAUUUUUCACUAUAAAUAAAAAUAUUUAUUC
Messenger RNA from Phlebotomus papatasi, 4500 nucleotides. Its product is annotated as putative helicase mov-10-B.1. The record is from RefSeq and is a predicted model, not a curated record. The transcript has 11 exons. Gene Ontology annotation, molecular function: RNA binding; ATP hydrolysis activity; 5'-3' RNA helicase activity. Gene Ontology annotation, cellular component: cytosol; P granule. Lineage: Eukaryota; Metazoa; Arthropoda; Insecta; Diptera; Psychodidae. The coding region runs from base 213 to 3395 and encodes 1060 amino acids. Gene Ontology annotation, biological process: regulatory ncRNA-mediated post-transcriptional gene silencing.